Molecule: messenger RNA, 1486 nt
Organism: Talaromyces stipitatus ATCC 10500
Lineage: Eukaryota; Fungi; Ascomycota; Eurotiomycetes; Eurotiales; Trichocomaceae
Exons: 2
Coding region: 1-1104 (367 amino acids)
Biological process (GO): inositol phosphoceramide metabolic process
Cellular component (GO): Golgi membrane; inositol phosphoceramide synthase complex
Molecular function (GO): inositol phosphoceramide synthase regulator activity
Source: RefSeq, a predicted model, not a curated record
AUGGCGCUUCGCAUAUUUCGCAUUCCGCGCCCUCAGCGCUUUUUGUGCGUCCUAAGCUUACAGACGGGUGCUUCGCUCAUCACGUUGUCAUUGCUUCUCAACAAAAUCAGCGGCCUAUAUGGAUUGCUCGCUCUUUUAACUGGCUACCACCUCUCACCGAUUCAACUUUCUAUGUACAUGUACUCACUAGCCGCCCUCGCCCUCGCCGUGCUUCUUUUCCCUCAUAUCAGAAAACAAACACCUCUCCAUUGUCUGGGUCUCGCGUGGCUUUACUUCUUCGACACCGUUAUCAACGCCGCAUAUACAGCUGCAUUCGGUGUGACGUGGUUUUUGGUUGUGUCUCAACAUACUCAUAAUGCGCCCACUACGUCGGGUCCUGGUUCAACGAUUGAUGAUACGUCCGGCUUUACGAGCCCGAAAUACAAUGUCUCGUCGGUGCAUAUCCCUGGCCCCGGAGACGACUCGGGAAUCACAGCAGACCCAGCCGCCUCGCCGGCUGGUAUGGCUGCUGGCGCUCCGACCGGCACUCCCAGUCUCGGUGAUGGGAUCAAGCAACCAGAGAGCCUUGAGAGCAUCAUCAUGAUUUCUAUUCUAUUGCUGAUCCGCCUCUACUUUGUCCUGGUCAUGUUUGCCUUUGCCAGGCAGACAUUGCGUCAGAAGCUCCUGAAUGCUUCCCAGCCAUCCUACAAUCAACUUCCUACGCACAGCCGUGCCACCUCAGUGGCAACGGUGGCUAGUGCGCCUGAUAUCGAUCGCGAGCCUUUCCUCCCACAUACCCCAGAAGGUCAGGGCUGGCAAGGAACAUUGGGCCGUGCCAUGAUCAGUGUCUUCAAAAAUUACUGGCUGGCCCCCGAGUCUCCAGAAGUCGAAGAUGCAAGCUGGAUGAAGGGAUUUGGCCGCAGCCUUCAUUCUCAUUCUCAUUCUCAUUCUCGCAACGACUCGUCAUUUGAGGGUCUAUCAGAGCGGGAGCGACGCCGUCGAUCUGGUACCGGUCCUCCGAAGCCAUCGCAGUCAGUUCUUCAGGCUGCAGCUUUGAUGCAGCCUAUUGGCGGCGAAGGUGGCAAUGCCGGUGUUGACCUUCAGGAUCUGAACGAGCAUAGAUGAACUGGCAUUGCCUAGACGAGAACGAUGACUUUGGAGUUUAUUUUGUCAUUUUCGUGGCGUUUGACAUAUCCUACAUCUUCUAUUCGAACAUGAUUUUUACCAUACGGGAUGAUCGUUUCAGCAUUUUACUGCAUGUACUUCAUCUUUUACUCCAACCGCUAUCGCCAUCGGAGAGAUAGUGUAUCGGGAUGACUCGAAUGGCCGGCUGGGUGAGCCGUUUAUAAUGACGCGAAACACAUUCGCAAUUCUGCAUGUUGAUGUCGGCCGGGACGGAUGGCGUGAUAGCAUGUAUAUUCCAUGCGCAGCCGGACAUUUUGUCUGGUGGCUUAGUAAAAUUGGUUAGGCGCAGACAGGUAUAUAAUGAUUUGAUUGAUUGAUUAUU